AUGCUGAACUUUGUAUGCCCCAUGUUGAAGUUGUUGUUGACAUGGAGUCAUGUUCAGCAACAACAAGAUCAUCGCAAUGUGCAUCGCCGCCGUGGCUCUAUAUCAAGCCAUGUGCAGGCCGAGAAGCAAGUGGCCGAGACGUUUGGACUACUCGGUGUACCUGGUGUCGGUGUCGGUGUUCCCGGUGUCGCUAGUGUCGGAGUGUGUGGCCCCGGUUACGUUGGACCAGGUGUUGGUGUCGGCAUCCCGGGCGUUGCUAGCGUUGGUGUCAGUGUGCCUGGUGUCGGUGUGGGUGUAAACGGCGUUGGUGUCGGUGUACCUGGUGUUGGUGUGGGUGUAAACGGCGUUGGUCUUGGCGUGAAUGGUGUUGGAGUUGGGGUGGGCGUUCCGGGUGUCGCUUGCGUGGGUGUGGGUGCUUCCCCUGUAGUCGGAGUGAACGGUGUCCAAGUUGGUGCACCUGCUACCGUUGUCCACGACGGUGUCGACGUCGGCGUUGGAACUGGCGCGAGCAAGACUGUGACCGUGACGAGUGAUGACGGUGCCAGCACGGCGAAGACGUCCACCGGUACGGGUGGUGCGUCGGCGACCGCCACUGCAAGCGCUUCUGCGAACGCGAACGCGAAUGCUGGUGCGAAAGCCGGAACCGGUGCCACAUCUCACAAAUCGUGUCCCCAACUUCGCUCUGAGGAGUGA
This is a messenger RNA of Phytophthora infestans T30-4, 693 nucleotides long. Its product is annotated as carbohydrate-binding protein, putative. NCBI's taxonomy places the organism in Eukaryota, Oomycota, Peronosporomycetes, Peronosporales, Peronosporaceae. The transcript has a single exon. The record is from RefSeq and is a predicted model, not a curated record. Bases 1 to 693 code for a protein of 230 amino acids.